This is a messenger RNA of Fusarium tjaetaba, 381 nucleotides long. RefSeq names its product fungal hydrophobin domain protein. Gene Ontology annotation, cellular component: fungal-type cell wall. The transcript is spliced from 2 exons. Gene Ontology annotation, molecular function: structural constituent of cell wall. Bases 1 to 381 code for a protein of 126 amino acids. Lineage: Eukaryota; Fungi; Ascomycota; Sordariomycetes; Hypocreales; Nectriaceae. The record is from RefSeq and is a predicted model, not a curated record.
AUGCAGUACAUGACCAUCGUCGCUUUCCUCGCCGCCACCGUGGCCGCUGGUCCUCAGAUCAGGGCGUACCCUUCCAUUGAUCAGAUAACUGUCGCCCAGGCCAACAAUGCUUGCGGAAACAACAUGCAGGUCACUUGCUGCAACAAGGUCACCAACACUCCUGCCGGCAACGCUGUUGGCAACGGUGCUGGUAUCCUUAAUAACCUGAGCCUGUUUGAUCAGUGCUCCAAGCUUGAUGUUAAUGUUCUGGCUAUUGCUAAUGGCCUCCUUAACAAGGAAUGCCAGGCAAACGCCGCCUGUUGUCAGAACAGCGGCGGCAGCGCCACCGGUGGUCUCGUCAACGUCGCCCUUCCUUGCAUUGCUCUCAGCAGCCUUAUCUAA